Messenger RNA from Nezara viridula (southern green stink bug), 183 nucleotides. Lineage: Eukaryota; Metazoa; Arthropoda; Insecta; Hemiptera; Pentatomidae. The record is from the annotation of a GenBank genome assembly.
AUGUCUAAAAGCUCGUCCAGGUUCCUCUUUUUUAACUUUGUAAAAUCUGCUUCCAUUUUCAAUAUUUUUUUUCAUGGAGCACAUCCAGAGUCUCUCACAUCUUCAGGCCUGGCCCCUGUAUUAAUAAGAAGAUGGGUCCUCUCUAAUGUAAGAUGCUUAUACAAUAUUCUGUGUAAGGUAUAA